GCAUGCGCAGUAAAGUCAAGUGUGCCCAGCGGCUAUCUGGGAAACUAUCAAGCUAACUGUUGGACCUAAUUUGUCGCAUGUGUUAAUUUCAAGUGGCGUUCAAAGUUCGGACGUUUUUAUUACCGGUAUUAGACUAUGAUAUCAAGUAUGUUGUUGGUAGUGUUACGCGAUGUAGGCCGUCGCUAGUAAGAUAUCUCAACAACGAUGUUUUGCUAGUAAACAUGCUAUCGCUAGGUAGAUAACAUCUAACGUUUGACGGCUAACAACUUAAUGCCUGUGACCCAAUUGCUAACAUUAGCAUAAUUUGUUUACGUAUAGCUACUAUUUGGUAGGCGAUCAAUAAUACCUUUGUUGUCGUCGUCUUCCGUGUUGACAGGUAGCUAUCCAAUUAACGUUAAUUUUAACAUUAGGCGAAGUGACUGGCCAGCCAAAAUAGUUUAGCUAGCUUUGCCUAUGUUCAGAGAUACUGGACCUCGACCUAUCGUUACAAUGCAAAUCACAUUUAAGGGAAAUUAGACUUUUUGAAAAGUAUUGAUACCCAUCGAUAUGGACUGAUAGCUUACGUUAGCUCGUCGAGGUUUCUGUUUAAGAUGUUGACAGGUCUUUAAAGCUGAACAAUCAAGACUUUCUCAAGAAUGGAUAAGCCACCUUUCAGACAGACGCAGAACCAGGUUUGCGGCGCGUGGGUGAUGAAGGAGCGAUUGGGCACCGGCGGCUUUGGACACGUCUAUCUCUACCAGCAUAUGGAGGGCAAUGACAAAAUUGCGGUGAAGCUGUGCCGCUUGGAGCUCAAUGCUAAAAACAAGGAUCGAUGGAGUCGGGAGAUCCAGAUCAUGAAGAAGCUGAACCAUCUGAACGUUGUGACGGCCAGGGAGGUCCCCGAGGAGAUGAAGCACAUAGCCCUGAACGACCUGCCCCUCCUGGCCAUGGAGUACUGCUCCAAAGGAGACCUGCGAAAGAUCGAUGGCAAGCUGGUCCAUAAGAUCAUAGAUCUGGGCUAUGCCAAAGACCUGGACCAGGGCAGUCUCUGUACCUCAUUUGUUGGCACCUUGCAGUACCUGGCUCCGGAGCUAUUUGAGAAUAAGCCGUACACAGUGACGGUGGACUACUGGAGCUUUGGCACAAUGAUCUUCGAAUGCAGCUGCGGGUUCCGCCCUUUCUUGCACAACCUGCAGCCAGUGCAGUGGACAACCAAAGUGCGCAACAAAGGGCCCAAGGACAUCAUGGCAGUGGAGGAUAUGAAUGGAGAAGUGCGGUUCUCCACACACCUACCCUACCCCAACAACCUCAGCAGGACACUGUUGGAUCCUCUGGAGAGCCUGUUGCAGCUGAUGCUGCGCUGGGACCCUGUGCAGAGAGGAGGGGCUCUGCACCAUGAGAGCCGACAGCCCCAGUGCUUCAGUGUGCUGGAGGAGAUUCUCAGCAUGAAGGUGGUGCACAUCCUGAACAUGGCGUCCACUCAGGUCCACUCCUUCCUGCUGUCCCCAGACGAGGGGCUGCACUCUCUGCAGCAGCGCAUCGAGGCUGAGACGGGCAUCCAGCACCUGCACCAGGAGCUGCUGCAAGAGACCGGCGUCUCGCUCGACCCGCGCAAGCCCGCCGCCCAGUGCGUCCUAGACGGAGUGAGGGGGUGGGACCGCUACAUCGUCUACCUGUUCGACAGGAGCCUGACCAAGUACCUGGGGCCCUUCACUGCCAGACCACUGCCCGACAGCGUCAACUUUAUCGUGAGGGAGACUAAGACCCAGCUGGCCCUGAGUGCGCUGAGGAAGGUGUGGGGGGAGGCGGUGAGCUACAUCUGUGGGCUGAGAGAGGACUACAGCCGUCUCUUCCAGGGACAGAGAGCAGCCAUGUUGAGUCUCCUGCGCUACAACACCAACCUGACGCGCUACAAGACGCUGAUGUUCUCGUUGUCUCAGCAGCUCAAGGCCAAGCUUGACUUCUUCCGCAGCAGCAUUCAGUACGACCUGGACAAGUACCGCGACCAGAUGCAGUAUGGGAUAUACCAGAUGCAGUAUGGGAUAUGUGAGUACCAGAUGCAGUAUGAGAUAUGCGAGUACCAGAUGCAGUAUGGGAUAUGUGAGUACCAGAUGCAGUAUGGGAUCUGUGAGUACUGCGACCAGAUGCAGUAUGGGAUAUCUUCUGAGAAGAUGCUGAGAGCCUGGCAAGAUAAUGAGGAGAAGGCAGCUGCCUUUGCCCAGGCGGCGGAGGUGGGCCAUCUGGAUGAGGAGAUCAUGGCUCUACACUCGGAGAUCGUUGAGCUACAGCGGAGUCCUUAUGCCCGUCGUCAAGGCGACAUCAUGGAACAACUAGCAGAGAAGGCUAUUGAGCUCUACAAGCAGCUGAAGGCCAAGUGCAAAAUGCCUGACCCUCAACAUGGUUACAGUGACAGCUCUGAGAUGGUGAAGGUCAUUGUGCAGACCGUCCAGAACCAGGAUAAAGUGCUCAGAGACCUCUACUGCCACCUCAGUAAGAUCCUUCUGAGCAAGCAGAAGAUCAUCGACUUGUUCCCUAAGAUCGAGCGCACGCUGGAGAGCAUCAAAGAGGCCGACUGCACCGUCAUGCAGAUGCAGCUGAAGAGGCAGAGGGAGUUCUGGCACCUGCUCAAGAUCGCCUGCGCCCAGAACACCAGCCGUAACUCUCUGUCGGGUGCAGGUGCAGGGGGGGGGGACGUGAGCUGGAGCUCCGCCUCUCAGCACCAACCCCCAUCUGGCCCCGCCUCCAGCUCCCCCCACCUGCUGCGCUCACUACCUGGACCCCAAGAUGGUGAGUCUGUCCAGAACCUGCUGGAGGAGAACCAGAGGUACCUAAGUCAACUGACCAGCCUGUUACAGGAGACCACCGACGACAAGACGGAGAGCAUCAUGGAGCAGGACUGGAGCUGGACAAGAUAUGAGUCUCUGGUGUCCAAGCCCCAUAUACAGCACGUCUAGAGUCCCACGGCCCCAGCAGGAGGGGGGCAUACCGGUUCUGACCGCAGCAGGAGGGGGGCAUACCGGUUCUGAUCCUUUUCCUGCUCUGCGUCCUGCUGCUUCCUCCCGCUCUGCAUUGAGCACAGGGGCAUGAGAGGCUGGGGCGGCCCAUUAGGGCUGAGCUACACCAGGCGCGGAACCAGCUACUUCAGUUGUUCUAGCAGACGCAAACGGAAUGCCUCAGUUCCGCGCCUGGUGUAGCUCCACCCUUAGAGACGGAGUCCACAGACCAGAGGCCUCUUUUAAUGCAACCUCCCAAACACACGUAUACGUACACAAGUACAUCUAUAAAUAUGCAUAUAUUUAUUAUCAAUUAUGUUCCUUUGAUCUGUGUUCAAUUGUGUAAUUGUUCAGGUGCUGUCAGAUAUGUGUAAGCAUUGGGUGGCGUGAAUUCUGGGUGAUUGUCUUACAGGGGUUAAGCUGUCUCUGAUUGGACGGUGGAUGUGCACUUUAAGUGUCUGUUCAGAAUGUGUUGGUUCUGGCCUUAACCAGCAUGGAUGCAACUAAUAGCAGAUUUGAGGUAAACGAUAGCUGACGUAUGUGGCCAAUGGCGUGGCAGCACAGAAGAAGCUGAUUGGGUGCCUGGACUUUUGAGGAAAGCAAGUUCUUCCCGUAUGUUGCACAACUGAAUUGUGUCUGACUCUCUUCUCCUGUGUUCAUCAAGUGACUUUGUGAAAUAAAACAUCUCCUACACCUGUA
Molecule: messenger RNA, 3671 nt
Organism: Alosa sapidissima (American shad)
Lineage: Eukaryota; Metazoa; Chordata; Actinopteri; Clupeiformes; Clupeidae
Gene: chuk
Product: component of inhibitor of nuclear factor kappa B kinase complex
Exons: 22
Coding region: 636-2933 (765 amino acids)
Biological process (GO): positive regulation of transcription by RNA polymerase II; tumor necrosis factor-mediated signaling pathway; peptidyl-serine phosphorylation
Cellular component (GO): IkappaB kinase complex; cytoplasm
Molecular function (GO): IkappaB kinase activity; ATP binding
Source: RefSeq, a predicted model, not a curated record